This is a messenger RNA of Rhizopus microsporus ATCC 52813, 1415 nucleotides long. Its product is annotated as S-adenosyl-L-methionine-dependent methyltransferase. The transcript is spliced from 8 exons. Gene Ontology annotation, molecular function: methyltransferase activity. NCBI's taxonomy places the organism in Eukaryota, Fungi, Mucoromycota, Mucoromycetes, Mucorales, Rhizopodaceae. Bases 14 to 982 code for a protein of 322 amino acids. The record is from RefSeq and is a predicted model, not a curated record.
UCUGCAUAGAAAGAUGGGACUUUUAUUCAAAGCUUAUAAAAGGGUCUUAAAGAGCAUAAAUGAAGAUAGUGACACAAGCACAGGUGCAAACAUAUUUAAGAGGGGCGCAUCAGAACUUUCGAGUGAAGAAACAAUAAAUAUGGAAAGGGACUUUCAUAACGAGGAAUCUUCAACUUAUUGGUUACCGAAAGAUCCUGCAGAACAACUUAGAUUAACAGGUCAACAUUUCGCAAUUAAGGAACUUUAUCAAGGCAAUAUCCUGAAGAAUGUCCGUAAAAAGCUCGAUUUUAAGAAAGGAAUACGCGUGUUGGAUGUUGGGUGCGGAUCUGGUGCAUGGAUUAUGGACAUGGCAACAGAAUAUCCAAACUGUGUAUACGAAGGAUGUGAUAUAGUGGAAGUGACCAAUAAGCGAGUAUCAUUGCAACAAGUUACAUUUCGAUAUGGUAAUGUAUUGGAUCGACUCCCUUUUGAAGACAAUUCGUUUGAUUUUGUUCAUAUGAGACUAUUCGUAUUGGCACUCAAGGUGAAUGAAUGGCCCAUUGCUAUCAAUGAGAUUUUACGUGUAACAAAACCAAGAGGUAUGAUUCAACUGGUAGAAUUUGAUCUCAAGAUGACGGGAAAUGAAGUAGUUCAGCAGGUUCUAACUGGAAUCCAUAGUGCAUGCGAAGCUAGAGGGCAGGAUCCUCGCAUUGCUUUACAGCUGGAAAAAUUAGUCUCUGAAAACAAGCAAGCCACGUCAGUUCAAUCGGAUUAUCGAUCUGUUGACAUGGCAUCCAAUACAAAAGCAGCAAAGAUGUUUGUUUGGGAUUGGAUAGAAACUACUAAAAGUAUGCUUCCUGUCAUUUCAUCAAAGAUGGGUCUUGAAACUGAAGAGGAACAGAAAACCUAUCUUGAGGAACUAAAAUAUGGCUUAACUCAUUCAAAUUCUUUCACUUACAUGAAUGUUGUUACCGCAGAAAAAAUCAAUAAAAUUCAGGACUAAACUCCGCUAAGAGUGACUGAUUUUAUCAAAAGUAACAUUUGAAGGGCUUCCCCCUCUCCUUGUCUCUCUCUCUUUACCUUUUAGAGAAAUCAGCCAUGGCAAAGAAGGCAAAAGCUAGAGUCAUUCUUGUAAAGUUAUUAUCUACAGCUGGUACAGGAUACAACUACAUUAAAAGUCGUCCAAGAAUUGCACCCAAGUUGUCCUUGAUGAAAUAUGAUCCUAUGGUAAAACAACAUGUUCUGUUCACAGAGACUAAAAUGAAGAAAUAAUAUUGAAUUGUACAUACAUAAAUCACAUUAAAUGUCACUUUUACCAAGUUUAUAACGUGCGCCCUUGAAUAUGCCUUUGGUGCAUCCUUUGUUAUUUACAGCUUCAAAUAGCUCACUAUAGUUAUCUCAAUACAUGUUCCUGAAAUACAUAAAGUAAACCCAGG